AAAAAGGAGAAGAACAGGUACAAACUGGAAACUCGAUAGGAGAUACGGGCUAACAAGCUGGUUUUCAAGAAAAAGCAGGAGAGAAGCCUGAAGAUAAAUCGUCUGGUUCCCCCUCAGAGAGACUUCGUGAGGAAGAAACAGUUUGCUGUAGGCUAUUAAAUCCAAGAAAUCGGAGUGUCAUCUAGUUGUGAAACAAGCCCUCUGAAGGUUCACCGGGGGACGACGGGAAACUAUUUCCACCUGAUUUUUAAGAGGGGAAUAGACCCACGGUUUAAGGUACGAAGACGACAGAAGAAGUUCGCCGUUCUGGUUCGGUAUGUUGGCGUUUUGCUUGAUAAGUGCCGUGUGGCUCGCGGCAAGUCCGGUCCGCGCUCAGAACGAGACGGAACCAAUCGUCCUGGAGGGGAAGUGCCUAGUGGUGUGCGACUCCAACCCGACCUCGGACCCCACGGGCACGGCACUCGGGAUCUCGGUGCGCUCGGGCAGCGCCAAGGUGGCGUUUUCCGCAGUACGGAACACCAACCAUGAGCCCUCCGAGAUGAGCAACCGAACCAUGGUCAUCUACUUCGAUCGGGUUCUAGUAAACGUUGGGAGGAAUUUUGACGAGGAGAGAAGUAAUUUCAUCGCGCCGCGCAAAGGGAUUUACAGUUUUAACUUCCAUGUAGUGAAAGUCUACAACCGCCAAACUAUACAGGUGAGCCUGAUGCACAACGGCUGGCCGGUCAUUUCUGCGUUUGCAGGCGACCAGGAUGUGACGCGCGAGGCGGCCAGCAAUGGUGUUCUGAUCCAGAUGGAAAAGGGAGACCGGGCCUACCUCAAACUGGAGAGAGGAAACCUAAUGGGAGGAUGGAAAUACUCCACCUUCUCUGGCUUCCUGGUGUUCCCCAUGUAGA
Molecule: messenger RNA, 893 nt
Organism: Seriola dumerili (greater amberjack)
Lineage: Eukaryota; Metazoa; Chordata; Actinopteri; Carangiformes; Carangidae
Gene: cbln1
Product: cerebellin 1 precursor
Exons: 3
Coding region: 317-892 (191 amino acids)
Cellular component (GO): synaptic cleft; glutamatergic synapse
Molecular function (GO): protein binding
Source: RefSeq, a predicted model, not a curated record